Elgaria multicarinata webbii is the source of this 2583-nucleotide messenger RNA. RefSeq names its product collagen type XXIII alpha 1 chain (gene COL23A1). The record is from RefSeq and is a predicted model, not a curated record. The transcript has 39 exons. The coding region runs from base 24 to 2213 and encodes 729 amino acids. NCBI's taxonomy places the organism in Eukaryota, Metazoa, Chordata, Lepidosauria, Squamata, Anguidae.
AUGAAGGAGACGUCGGUCCAAGGAUGGCUUUUCCUCGCCUCAGUCAUGGAUUUCUCUCUGACCAGCAUAUUUUUAGCCGACGUAUCCUUAAGGGAGAUCCAGGUAAAGAUGGAGCUGCAGGCCCACCAGGUCCUCCUGGACAGCCAGGUGCCAGAGGCCCCCCUGGAGACACAGGAAAAGAUGGCCCAAGGGGACCCCAAGGCCUUGCUGGUGAGAAAGGAGAAAUUGGAGAAGGUGGUAUCAUGGGUGAUCCUGGUAUUCCUGGAGAAAAAGGUGAUGCUGGAAUCCCAGGAGAGCCAGGGAUUCAAGGGCCAAAGGGUGAACAAGGAAGUACUGGACUCAUAGGAGACAAUGGCAGUGAUGGGCUUCCUGGGUUACCAGGGCCAAAGGGAGAACCAGGAAACAUUGGCCCGGUAGGAGAGAGAGGCAUAGAUGGGGUACCAGGGAUAAAGGGAGAACCAGGAAGCAUUGGCCCAGGGGGAGAAAAAGGCAUAGAUGGGAUACCAGGGCCAAAGGGAGAACCAGGAAUCAUUGGCCCGGUGGGAGAAAAAGGCAUAGAUGGGAUACCAGGGCCAAAGGGUAAACAGGGUAAACAAGGAAGCAUUGGCCCAAUGGGUGAGAAAGGCAUAGAUGGGAUACCAGGGCCAAAGGGAGAACCAGGAAUCAUUGGCCCAGUGGGAGAAAAAGGCAUAGAUGGGAUACCAGGGCCAAAGGGAGAACCAGGAAUCAUUGGCCCAAUGGGAGAAAAAGGCAUAGAUGGGAUACCAGGGCCAAAGGGUAAACAGGGUAAACAAGGAAGCAUUGGCCCAAUGGGCGAGAGAGGCAUAGAUGGGAUACCAGGGCCAAAGGGAGAACCAGGAAUCAUUGGCCCAAUGGGAGAAAAGGGCAUAGAUGGGAUAUCAGGGCCAAAGGGAGAACCAGGAAACAUUGGCCCAAUGGGAGAAAAAGGCAUAGAUGGGAUACCAGGGCCAAAGGGAGAACCAGGAAGCAUUGGCCCAAUGGGAGAAAAAGGCAUAGAUGGGAUACCAGGGCCAAAGGGAGAACCAGGAAGCAUUGGCCCAAUGGGGGAUAGAGGCAUAGAUGGUAUACCAGGGACAAAGGGAGAACCAGGAAACAUUGGCCCAAUGGGAGAAAAAGGCAUAGAUGGGAUACCAGGGCCAAAGGGAGAACCAGGAAGCAUUGGCCCAAUGGGAGAAAAAGGCAUAGAUGCGUUACAUGGGCCAAAGGGUGAACCUGGCGAGAGAGGAGCAGAUGGACACAUUGGGCCACGGGGUCCUCCAGGCCUGAAAGGAGAACAGGGUGAUACAGUAGUAAUUGACUAUGAUGGUAGAAUCUUAGAAGCUCUCAAGGCUGCAGGAAAACUCAAAUUGACGGGUCCACCAGGACCUCAAGGGCCACCGGGCCCUCAAGGAGCUCCAGGACCGAAGGGAGAGCUUGGAUUGCCUGGUCCACCUGGAGUUGAUGGAGAGAAGGGCCCUAAAGGAUCAAAAGGAGAUCAAGGAAGCUCUGGGCUAGUAGGUCAGAAAGGAGAAGUUGGAGAAGUUGGCAAGACUGGUCCACCAGGUCCUAAAGGAUUGAAAGGAGACCAAGGAAGCCCUGGAAUAAUGGGUCCGAAAGGCGAGAUCGGAGAAAUGGGCUUGUCUGGUCCACCGGGGAUUGAUGGACCAAAAGGAGAACCUGGUAAACCCUGUGAGCAAGACCUUGUGCAGACCAUACCUGAACCAGGACCUCCUGGCUUACCAGGUCCCCCAGGCCCUGUGGGUCCUCAAGGAAUACAAGGACAUAAAGGUCCUCAAGGAAUUCAAGGACAAAAGGGCUCAGAUGGUUCAAAGGGUGCAAAAGGUGAAAGUGGUCAUAGAGGUGAAAAAGGUGUCCCUGGGCCACAUGGUCCUGCUGGUACACCUGGACUUAUUGGCUUACCUGGCACUAAAGGGGAGAAGGGAAAGCCAGGGGAACCAGGAUUAGAUGGUUUCCCAGGCCUAAGAGGAGAAAAAGGAGAAAAAAGUGAAAGAGGAGAGAAGGGAGAAAGAGGACUGCCCGGCAGAAAAGGAGCAAAGGGGCAGAAAGGAGAACCGGGCCCCCCUGGAUUGGAUCAACCUUGUCCAGUGUUCAUUUUUAAAGGGGAGCCAGGUUUACCAGAACUGAAUGGUGUGGAUAUGCUCUGCCCUUUGGGACCAGAUGGAUUACCAGUACCAGGAUGUUGGCACAAGUGAUCCUACUGGCAUGGACUUUGUAAAUAAUAGUGUGAUAUAUUUUGAUCUUUUCUAAUUUUUAUACAAAAAGGAAAAAAAGUCACAAAAACAUUGUCUUCAACAGUAAUAUAUUGAUCUUUUUAUACUGGAUGCUGUCAUGUAUGGAUUUUUUUUAGAUAUAAACAUUCCCAAGGCUCAUAGGACAAACAUACAUACCAUCAGGAGUUUAUAACUGGACACUCUGAAUUAGUUGGGAAUGAAUGAUAUUCGCUGCUAAUGCUACUGUGUGGAGUGGACUAACAGCACUGAGAAAAUUUGCCUAGUGUGCCUUAUUGCAUGGAGAAGAAUCUACUCUAUUUUAAACUUUGGCUUUCAACUCUGCAAUUCUGUU